Cavenderia fasciculata is the source of this 981-nucleotide messenger RNA. RefSeq lists its product as uncharacterized. NCBI's taxonomy places the organism in Eukaryota, Evosea, Eumycetozoa, Acytosteliales, Cavenderiaceae. Gene Ontology annotation, biological process: lysosome organization. Bases 1 to 981 code for a protein of 326 amino acids. Gene Ontology annotation, molecular function: hydrolase activity, acting on glycosyl bonds. Gene Ontology annotation, cellular component: lysosomal membrane; lysosome. The transcript has 4 exons. The record is from RefSeq and is a predicted model, not a curated record.
AUGUUUAAAAACUUGUUAUUGAGCAUCAUCUGCUUCUUGGUUGCAGUGGUUGCUGUUACUCUUGCAAGUGUCUAUGACAAUGAUCCUGAACUCUGUAAACAACGUGUUGUCAGAGAGGAUUGUCCAACUGUCCCAGCACCAUUCGAUAAUGUAAACUCUAAUGAUGUCAUUGAAGUUUAUUAUUUACAAGCACCAAUCUUUGAAGGAUUGUAUGGUGACUUUGGAGGCAAGUUGGGUGGAUACCACUCUGCUUUGGGUUUCUAUGACUUGACCACCGGUAUCAACUACACUGCUGAAUACGAUGCCUACUAUGAGGUUGCCAAUGGCACCUUCCCAAACAUCAUGAACAUCAACGGUACCGAUGAAGUCGUCUGGUGCAAUGCAGGUAUUCUCUGCGCUUUCCCAUGGAUCAAUGCCACCUAUUGGGAUUCCAAGCAUUUCUCUACCGCCUCUAGAACCUAUAUGACCACCAUCAAUGGUUCUGUAUUUAACCAAUUCAUUCCAUGGAGUAUUUCCUAUAAUAAUUCUAACCCAAUUUACCAAACUUGGGAUGUCUGGAACAGUUAUGGUCAAGAUCUUUACGUUCCAUCAAACACUUGUGAUGACUUUGCCGUUGCUGCCUUUAAUUUCUUAUACUCUCGUGGUUCCACCUACGACUGUAACAUUGUUCUCAAGAGAGAUUAUAUCAACCUCUUCUCUGAGAAGCCAGUACCAGUCGACUAUGAAGAAAACAAGGACGAAAUCAUUAGAUUCUAUCAAGCCUUUAAUGUCCAAAAGGGUGAAUCAUUCCUUACCAUUCUUGAAAAUCUUUUAUCGAUUGUUGGUUUACCAAAAUUCAUUUAUAUUCAAGAACAAUAUCUUCAAUUAUCAUUAAACUUCCCAUUCGCAGAUCUCAAGUAUGAUUUUGCUCCACUUCCAGGAUGUCCAGCACCAAGCACCAUUGAUACCGAAAAGGUCAUUCAUAUGCCAAUCCGUAGAUAA